Messenger RNA from Acanthoscelides obtectus, 388 nucleotides. NCBI's taxonomy places the organism in Eukaryota, Metazoa, Arthropoda, Insecta, Coleoptera, Chrysomelidae. The record is from the annotation of a GenBank genome assembly.
GCUUCAUUGAACUGCAUACUGAACCGCUUGAGAAAAUGAACAAAAUUUCGGAAGAUGAAUGCAACGAGGAAUGUAAGAAGGUAUUGGAAGAGAGGAUGAAUAGGACGAAGCUAUUGCGUAAUUUUUUCCAAAAGCAAAAAUGCGAUCCAUUUAGGCAUAUGAAAAACGAAGCAGGUGCAGUCGCCGUCUCAAAAGUUGAAGAAAGAUGAGGAUUUGAGUUGAAACUCUAUGAAAUGUGUAUACAAAAUAACUUCAGCCGUGGCCAAUUUGUGCAACCCCCGAAUAUGCUAAAGCACAAUACUGGAUGUUUCAGAAUAAUCCUACUGAUGUAAAAACAGCUUUCCGUUAAGCAAACAAAAACAGCAAAUAAUUAAAAAAACACAACUCA